Messenger RNA from Schistocerca piceifrons (Central American locust), 513 nucleotides. RefSeq names its product craniofacial development protein 2-like. NCBI's taxonomy places the organism in Eukaryota, Metazoa, Arthropoda, Insecta, Orthoptera, Acrididae. Bases 1 to 513 code for a protein of 170 amino acids. The transcript has a single exon. The record is from RefSeq and is a predicted model, not a curated record. Gene Ontology annotation, biological process: chromatin remodeling. Gene Ontology annotation, cellular component: nucleus.
AUGCAGAAUCUCUUCAAGGAAGUGGCACACUUGAAGAUAGAUAUAGUCGGUGUAAGUGAACAUAGAUGGCCAGAUAGUGCAUGUGUCAGUCAAGAAGAUAAAAGAAUGUUCUAUUCAGGACCUGUUACAAGGGGAAAAAAUGGAGUGGCAAACAUAGUUUGGAAAAAGUUCAUGAACUGUGAAACUAGCACAGCUGCAGUAUCUGACCGAGUAAUUGCCAUCCACAUUAGAAACCUGAAGCAGAAUGUGAAUGUAGUUCAGGUAUACGCCCCAACAGCAGACAAGAGCGAUGAAGAAAUAGAGAGCUUCUACAAUGAUCUCCAUUCAAUAACACGCACCUUGAAGAAGGAAGACAUGAACUUGAUAAUAGGAGAUUUCAAUGCAGAAGUUGGAAAUGCGAGAAUUGAUGGAGUUGCACGAGGAUUUGGUCUUGGUGGAACAAAUGAAAGAGGUAUGGCCCUUAUCAAUUUCUGUAGGGCUGAAGAAUUCACAAUUAAAAACACUUUUUACUAG